AUGGCGGUAUGGAAACUCAGUCCUUUUAAGUUAGAUUUCAGCAUUUCGUCUCCUUCUUCCUGGCCAAAACGGUGGUUAUUUAUCAUCUUUCUGUGGGAUGAUUGUGUUUUUUCGUCCGAAUGCAUAAGCCUUGCUGCUUUUAUUUGUUGGGCUUUAUGGAAGUGCCAUAAUGAUCUUUUGUUUAACAAUAAGCUUUGGGAUCCGCUUGCCGCUGUUCAACUUGCUGUUCGGAAUUUCCAUGAAUUCACAGCGGUGAGCUUUCAGGAUGCUCUCCUUUCCUUGUCUCCGGCCACUGUCCCUCCUCGGUCUUCCUCUUGGAUUCCCCUUGCUCUAGGUGCUUUUAAGCUUAAUUUUGAUGCUACUUAUAGCAAUGUUUCCAAGUCUUGUGGCAGCGGCAUUAUUCUCAAAAAUCAUUUUGGGCAACCCAUUCGCGUUGCCUCUGUUUUCUUCCGCUUUGUUUGCAGUUCGUCUGUCACUGAAGCUCUUGUGCUUAGGGAAUCUCUCACGCUUCUUCAGUGUUGGGGUUAUUCUCAUGUUCUCGUGGAAGGUGAUUGUAAACCUGUUAUGGAUCUUUUUCCUUCAGAAGAAGCUCGCACUGUUAUUUAUGACAAUGCUACUAUCCUUCUUAGGUCUUGCCUCGGUUCUUCCCUUGGUUGGACCCAUCGUUUAGGUAAUGUUGUUGCUCAUUUAGUGAGCAAAUCGGCUUUGGAAGCCAGUUGUGGUGAUUUUGAGUGGAGCAUAUGA
Molecule: messenger RNA, 744 nt
Organism: Cornus florida
Lineage: Eukaryota; Viridiplantae; Streptophyta; Magnoliopsida; Cornales; Cornaceae
Exons: 2
Coding region: 1-744 (247 amino acids)
Molecular function (GO): RNA-DNA hybrid ribonuclease activity; nucleic acid binding
Source: RefSeq, a predicted model, not a curated record